Messenger RNA from Plasmodium inui San Antonio 1, 2967 nucleotides. RefSeq lists its product as hypothetical. The transcript has a single exon. Lineage: Eukaryota; Apicomplexa; Aconoidasida; Haemosporida; Plasmodiidae. Gene Ontology annotation, molecular function: RNA binding. Bases 1 to 2967 code for a protein of 988 amino acids. The record is from RefSeq and is a predicted model, not a curated record.
AUGGCGCAGCGAAGUGACAAGAAGAACACCCCAAUCGACAGGCACAAAGUGUUCGUCCGAAACAUCCGAGAAAAUGAUGUAGCCCCCCUGGAGGAAAAGUUUAAAAAAAUUUGCACCAAAUAUUUCUUCUUUAAAAAUAAAAACAACACCACGAAAAGUGCCAUCUGUUCCUUCAAAACAGAUCAGGAGGCAGCAGAUUUUAUCCAAAAGUACCACGACAAGAAAAUACAAACCAGCAACAUAAAAUGUGAAUUUGCCUUCAGGAAAAAGUACAACGAUAAAAAAUUAAUCUCCAUCACAUACAGACGACAUAAAAUUAACCACUUCAACUCAAUCCAAUUGUACACCAACUGUGAUGUCGACACUAUAGUCGUCUUGAGCUACUUGAAAAAUCUCUUCCUCCUGAACAGACGCCUGUUGGUAAAAAGCUUAGAUGAAAAUGAUCAGCGGAUUGAUAGGGACGAAGAUCAUUCAGAGGAGGCCACACAAGACAGUGAUGGUAAUGGGGACGGUGACGGAGAUGGCGAUGGGGAUAAGUCUAACCAACCCAAUCAUAGGGACGACGUCCAAGUCGUUGUCGAAAAAAAACUUAAAGAGUUUGAAGAAAUUGUCCUAAAUAUUGAAAAAACAAACAGAAAUUUAGAUAACAGAACGAGGCAAAAAUUAAUCGCAAAAAUGUCCAAUAAAAAUAAAGCGCUAAGUAAAAAUUGCUUCGUCUACACGGUUGAAUUUGUAAAUUUAAAAUUGGCUGCCCAGUUCUACACAUAUAUUAACAGAAACAAUUUUUUAAAUUACCUGGAAGAUAACGGUAAAAAUGGUGGAAAAAAAGAUGUCCUUUUUUUUCACGAGCUGUGCUACUUCAGCAAAAACAACAGGAGAGUCAUCGUAAAAAAUAUUAAGCGGACGUGCCAUGUGGAAAAUUUACAAAAGCUAUUCAGACAUAUAGAAAAGGAUCCAUCAAUUUAUAUUCCAAAGAAGAAUAAUAAAAAACAGGGCUACGCCUUGGUUACCUUCUCCAGCUACCAAAAAGUGAAGAAGGCUCUUCUGUUGAACAAAUCCAGGAUGUGUGGAAGCACCAUCACCGUAGAGGAGGACAGGAAUCCGCAGCUCCUCAAACUGCUUGGUGUGCAGGAGACCAACGCUCGGGAGGGAAGCCACCAAGGAGGAGACAACAGAGGGAAAGACAAAGGGGCAGACAAACAGGUCGAUGAAGACAGAAGCGACGGCGGGACAGACGAUGGGGAGGGAAGCUACGAUGGGACAGACGAUGGAGAGGGAAGCAACGAUGGGACAGACGAUGGAGAGGGAAGCAACGAUGGGACAGACGAUGGGGAGGGAAGCAACGAUGGGACAGACGAUGGGGAGGGAAGCAACGAUGGGACGGACGAUGGAGAAAGAAACGGCAAGCCAACCCACCACUUCACGAGCGACGUCGAGGAAGGGAAGACGCUGUUCAUCACGAACAUUCCGAUGGGGACUAACGACGAAGAAGUUCAGAACUACGUCGCCAAGAACAUCAGCAAAAAUUACAUCUACAUAAGGACAUGCAGGAACAGCGGGAAAAAAAUUUUCGCCUUUGUGAAGCUGAUGCACAAAGAGGAUGCAGACACAUUUUUGAAAAAAAUUGGGGAGUACGACGAGGAGAAGGAGGACGACGAAGAAGAAGAUGAAAUCCAAAUCGAAGAAAAAAACGAAAACGUAAUUGACAAAUUUUACAAGAUGAAGAAGAAAAAAAAGGAAAGAAUGAAACAGAUUCUGCUUAAAGAUCAUAACAGUGGAAAAAAUGCCGAAAUUUUAUUUUUCAAAAAUAAUUAUUUAAUGAUCAAGAGGGCGGUCAGUAAGGACUUCAUAAAGGAUAAAAAGAAAAUUCCUAUGCAGGAAGAAAAAACAAAAAAACAGAAAAACAGACUGCACAAUAACAUCCACCUGGUAGAGGACAAUAACAUAAACAAUGAUCACCUGGGAGAAAACAUAAUCAAAAGAAACAACGAUUUGAUGGGAAAAAAAAAGGAGCUCUUAAAAAAUAAAAACUUCCUGAUAAACCCGUGCAGAAUAUACGUUCGCAACUAUCCAGCCUCUUUGGAACAAAAUUUAUUCAGGCAAUUGAUAACGAAAUAUUUCACCCCCCUAUUUAUGGAAAAGCACAAUUUAAAAAAAAAAGAAGCGUUCCAGAGAGCCAAUGAAAUUAUUAAGAAAAUGAAAAUUAUGAAAGAUCACACAGAGAAGAAAGAACCAAUGCAAAAUGAGGAAAAAAAUAAAAAAUUAAAAGAUAAAAAGAAGAGUAGCAACAAAAAUGGACAAAAUUUGAUAUGCUUUAUCGACAUUAACAAACAUGAACAUGCCAAGCAGAUAAUUCACUUGCUCCAAAAUAGGAAUAUUUACCAACUGCUUAACGAAAUAAUCUACAAAAAAAAGUUUCACAUCAUUCGCAAAAAUAAAAACAUCAUGUAUGUCGAUUACUGCAUUGAAGACAUACGGAUGGUGCAUAUCAAAAAAUUAAAAGAAGAAAAAUUUUUAAGUCACAUAAGGCAAAAAAAUGGAGCGGCAACGGACUCGUUGACCAAAAAGACUAUUAAGAAAAAGAAAAAAAAAGAAAGCAGGGGAAAAAGGCAACGGGAAAAAAGACGCCUUCUAAAAAUGCAAAACGAAAAUACAAACAUCGCUCAUGUGAUUAGAAGCACAUCGUCAAUCCAUGUGCAACAGUCGAAUGGGGCAACUGGGCAGGAAAAAAAAAACGCCCAAACGAAUGGCGCACAAAAAAUCGGCGCAACGAAGAAAAAGUCAAAGUUGAAGGAAAAGCACCCCAACCAGGGUGCCCAUUCCAACGAGGCGAGCAAAAAAAAGAAAGGCGCCUUCCAAUCCGGGGAAAAAAAAGAAAAUACAAAAAAAAAGACGAGCAAGAAGUUAAUCAAAAAGGCCGCGAAAAAAUCUGCAACCAAAAAGGAUAAAGAAAUUGUAACCAAAUGA